Molecule: messenger RNA, 1457 nt
Organism: Striga hermonthica
Lineage: Eukaryota; Viridiplantae; Streptophyta; Magnoliopsida; Lamiales; Orobanchaceae
Source: the annotation of a GenBank genome assembly
GCCUUGCGCAUGUGUGCCCCAAUCGCGACCCUCGGCUUGCGUCGCACGCUCGUCCCCUGCUCCUCGCGCUUGCGCGUCCGUACUCGUGACGCCUACUCCUACUCGGCCUCAGCCUCCGCUCGCGUCUCCAUUACUCGUGCGCCCAGCGCGCCCCGUGUCUCCGCUGCCCGACGCCCGCGCGUCCCAACCAACGCCGGCAUCCAAAUCCUCCUUCGCGCACCCGUGUGUUUCCAGCGCUGCCCGUGUCUUGAUUUCAUCCUAGCGUGCAUCAUUGCCCGAUGCGCGCCAUUCACCCCUAGUCGUGCUCCUUCGACCCCGUUCUCGCCGAUCGCCUUCGAACACACUCUCAAUGGCCAUGGAUCCCAACCUUCCACCCUCUCACAAUCUCCUGCACGCCAUACCCAUCCAUCUUCCAGCCUUUGCUUACCACGCCUUCUAGCCUCCGAGCACCAUGCUCGUCUCUUCCUCGAACAAGGCUUACACCAACAACAGGAAUCCUUAGCCUUUGCCUUACGUUUCCUUCGGGCUCGCUUGGUCUUGCGCUUCUUAGGCUUUAGCUUGGACUGUGGACCACAUCCUCUUGGCCAGUCCCUCUUGCAUGAAGGUCGAUAUAUCGUGCUUGAUGGCUCCUCUAGCAUGCUUUCCAAACAAAUAUUGAGGUCGUCGCCAUCCUCAUCUUCAGACUCGCCUGGGUUGAUGAACACUUCCGUAUCAUUCCCCUCCUCUUCAAGACUUUCCUUUUCCUCAAGGAUUAGAAAAUUCAGCGCACCAUCAUCUUCACCGUUUUGGACUUCACCCUCUCUUGUUCCUCGGGCCUCUACGAGUUGUCGCUCGUAUUCCUCUAGAUUUCUUUGCUCAUGGAGUUCGUCUAGAUACGUGCUUUCCCAUGGGGUGACGUCCCAACCAACGCCGGCGUCCAAAUCCUCCUUCAUGCACCCGUGUGUUUCCAGCGCUGCCCUUGUCUUGAUUUCAUGCUCGCGCGCAUCAUCGCCCGAUGCGCGCCAUUCGCCCCCUAGCCGUGCUCCUUCGACCCCGUUCUCGCCGAUCGCCUUCGAACGCACUCCCGAUGGCCAUGGGUCCCAACCUUCCAACCUUGCACAAUCUCCUGCACGCCAUACCCAUCCAUCUUCCAGCCUUUGCUUACCACGCCUUCUAGCCUCCGAGCAUCAUGCUCGUCUCUUCCUCGAACAAGGCUUACAUCAACAACUGGAAUCCUUAGCCUUUGCCUUACGUUUCCUUCGAGCUCGCUUGGUCUUGCGCUUCUUAGGCUUUAGGUUGGACUGUGGACCACAUCCUCUUGGCCAGUCCCUCUUGCAUGAAGGUCGAUAUAUCGGGCUUGAUGGCUCCUCUAGCAUGUUUUCCAACCAAAUAUUGAGGUCAUCGCCAUCCUCAUCUUCAGACUCGCCUGGGUUGAUGAACACUUCCGUAUCAUUCCCCUCCUCUUCAAGACUUUCCUU